Messenger RNA from Striga asiatica, 1430 nucleotides. The record is from the annotation of a GenBank genome assembly. Lineage: Eukaryota; Viridiplantae; Streptophyta; Magnoliopsida; Lamiales; Orobanchaceae.
UCUGUGUUACCUGAAUCUUGUGGAUGUUUGCCACGUGGGUUCGCCCCACAACGAUGCUUUAGCAAGAAUAAAUUACCUGAAUCCACAAGUCGACUUAACAUUCAAAUUCUUCCAGUUUCUUCCUGGACAUCUUCUUCCACUUGCGCCGCCGCGAAAUCUUCAUUUUUCGCUCUUUUUGAAAAGAAAAAUUAAACGAAUCGAAAUAAUGGAGCUGGAUGUCCAGAACCCGCUGACCAGUCUCGACGAUUUACAGAACGCCGGCGUCGCUUCCCUCUUCUCCGUCGAGUCCCACCACGCGCCGUCGCCUUUCUCUUUCCGGCCCUCCGAACCACGAUCCUCCCUCCGCCGAACCGUCUUCUCUCUCAUUUCUCGCGCAAAAUUGUCUCACGACUUAGAUCCAUUCCUUGUCUACCUCGCCGGCAAUUACGCCGACCGAUUUCUCUCCGAGCAGCAAAUUCCGGAGAAAAGGCCAUGGAUGGCGCACGUCCUCGUAGUUGCAAGUUUGUCCAUUGCCGCCAAGACGACUAAUGCCGAUUUAUCAGUUCCUCUCUCCCAAUUACAGAGAGAAGAAGAUUUUGAGGUGGACUCACGGUGGGUCCACAGAAUGGAGAAGGUUCUGCUCGCAACCCUCCAAUGGCGGACGCGAUACCUUACCCCUUUCUCUUUCCUCCGAUGUUUCAUCUCCAUUUCUGGAAUCGACGGCUCUCGUUUAGCUCACCGUCUCGAGCAUCGAGCUUCACAGAUCAUUUUGGGUGCUCAACAAGAAUUCGAAAUUUUAGUGUUUAAGCCGUCAGCAAUUGCAGCCUCGGCGGUUCUGUGUUCGAUUCACGAGCUGACUCCGCAGAACUUUCCAUCUUCGGAGUCGGCAAUCUAUUCGUGUGAAUAUCUGAACAAAGACGCGGUGUUGGAAUGUGUGGGCGUGAUGCAGGGGAUAACAAGAAAUGGUGGAUAUGAGUUGGGCACAGGCGCAACAGAGAGUUGUACGUCCACGCCCAUCAGUGUUCUCGAUGAGCAAUGUACAAGUUCCGGAAGCGUGGAGGGUACACCAAGUUUGAGUGAUAAUGACGUUUAGCGGCGGAGGUCACAGAACAAAGUUCAGCGAAAAUGAUGAAAUUUAAAAAAGAAAGGAAAAAAGAAAAAAGAUGUUUUUGUUUCUUUGUGAUUGGAUGGUGACAAUUUACCAAAUCAUAAUCUUAAAGGUAACACCCAAAUCAAUGUCGGAUUUGGAAUCCCCGAACAUAAUAAUGUUAUGUUCCCUGUAGAACACAAAUCAUUCUUACAAAAGAGGAAAAUUCACAAUUUACAGUUCAAGUUUUGUUAACCUACCAAAAGAUUAUAUUUUCGAAAUAUAUAGUAUAUUAAAGUUAAAUUUGUUAAUCAUCUAAAGUAAAUCAUAAUCAUUCCCACAUUUCCAAUUGUGGAUAAACUAU